Pelobates fuscus (common spadefoot toad) is the source of this 5458-nucleotide messenger RNA. RefSeq names its product BicC family RNA binding protein 1 (gene BICC1). The transcript is spliced from 21 exons. Gene Ontology annotation, molecular function: RNA binding; protein binding. The record is from RefSeq and is a predicted model, not a curated record. Lineage: Eukaryota; Metazoa; Chordata; Amphibia; Anura; Pelobatidae. The coding region runs from base 279 to 3191 and encodes 970 amino acids. Gene Ontology annotation, cellular component: cytoplasm.
UCAGGCUCAGCAUUAGCUUGUGGUCCAGGCUCUCAGGCAGGCUGUGAGUGAGUGAGUGUGAGCAGAGCAGGAUAGGAUAGGAUAGUGAGUGUGUAUCCCGGGCUGGCAGUGAGGGCGGCACUGGACUCCUGUCUACAGAGGGGGCUGGAAGGGCUUGUUUAAUCCAGUCCGUGAGUGAGGCUCUCAGCCAGUCCCAGAGUACCCUGAGCUGUGAGUGUGUAUAUGAGUGGGCGCUGGAUUCGGCGCUUUGCAAUAAACGUUCAGCUACAGCCGCUAGUAUGGCUACACCGUGCGAUUCCAUGAGCGGAUACACGAACCAGUCAGACCCCGGCUCCAACAGCGAGAGAAGCACCGAUUCCCCGCUCCCCGGUUCCGAGGAUGACUCCCCCGGCCCUGCAGCCCCCCAUGAUCCGGAGUGGGGAGAAGAGAGAUUCCGGGUGGAUCGGAAGAAACUGGAAACAAUGUUGCAAGCUGCAGCUGAAGGAAAGGGAAAAAGUGGAGAAGAUUUCUUUCAAAGAAUUAUGGAAGAAACAAAUACGCAGAUUGCAUGGCCAUCCAAACUGAAGAUAGGUGCAAAAUCAAAGAAAGAUCCACAUAUUAAAGUUUCUGGGAAGAAGGAGAAUGUUAAGGAAGCCAAGGAGAGGAUUAUGUCAGUGCUGGACACCAAAAGUAAUCGGGUCACGUUAAAAAUGGAUGUUUCCCACACAGAACAUUCUCAUGUUAUAGGAAAAGGUGGCAACAACAUCAAAAAAGUGAUGGAGGAAACCAGGUGCCACAUUCAUUUUCCAGACUCCAACCGAAAUAACCAAGCUGAAAAAAGCAACCAGGUGUCCAUUGCGGGCCAGCCAGCUGGUGUGGAGUCUGCAAGAGUAAGAAUAAGGGAACUCCUACCUUUGGUAUUGAUGUUUGAGCUACCAAUAGCUGGGAUUCUACAACCAAUUCCUGACCCAAACUCUCCUACCAUUCAACACAUAUCCCAGACCUACAAUAUAACGGUUUCUUUCAAACAACGCUCAAGAGUCUAUGGUGCUACUGUAAUUGUAAGAGGCUCACAAAAUAAUACCAGUGCUGUGAAGGAAGGUACAGCCUUGUUGCUUGAACACCUUGCUGGCAGCCUGGCCAGUGCUAUUCCGGUCAGUACUCAACUUGAUAUUGCUGCUCAACAUCAUCUAUUUAUGAUGGGACGCAAUGGUGGGAACAUUAAACACAUCAUGCAGAGAACAGGUGCUCAGAUCCACUUUCCAGAUCCUAAUAACCCCCUAAAGAAAUCCACGGUCUACCUCCAGGGCACCAUUGAGUCAGUUUGUCUUGCAAGGCAAUAUCUCAUGGGUUGUCUUCCACUUGUUUUGAUGUUUGACAUGAAGGAAGAGAUUGAAGUAGAACCCCAGUACAUUACACAACUCAUGGAACAGUUGGAUGUCUUCAUCAGUAUAAAACCAAAGCCGAAACAACCAAGUAAAUCUGUGAUUGUUAAAAGUGUGGAACGAAAUGCCUUAAAUAUGUAUGAAGCUAGAAAAUGCCUUCUUGGACUUGACAGUAGUGGGGUUCCAAUGACCAAUCCGUCAACAGUGCCCUGUCCAAUGCCAUACCAUGGACUGGACAUCUUGACAGCAGGUUUAGGACUUACUGGAUUAGGUCUCUUGGGUCCAAACACUUUAUCUGUAAAUUCAUCCAGUGCUCAGAAUUCUUUGCUGAAUGCCCUUAACAAUUCUGUUAGUACCCUGCACAGCCCAACUUCAGCUCCAAGUCCAACACUAUGGGCAACUACACUAGCAAAUACUCAAAGUAAUCCAGGAUUUUCAGCAAUACCCCAUCUGAUGAUGCCAUCUGCAGCACAAGCCACAUUAACCAGCUUUCUUUUGUCUGGUGUUCCAAACUAUGGACAAAACACACCAUCUCCACCACCGGGUUUAACACCUGUUGAUGUUCAUAUGAACGGCAUACAUUCUGAAUGCAAGAAAGUUACAUCAGCAUUGAACUGCCAUGUAAAGGCUGCAAAUAUGAAAUAUGCCGCAAUGUCUGGAUCAUCUUUGGGAGACAAAGUGAUGAAUCCAAACCUCCCUGAGUCGUCAAGGCAGUCCAGCAAUCAUAGCUCGCCGGACCAACGGAAUGCCAAAUCUGAUUCAGAAGGCUGUAAUGAUGCGUUUGUGGAAGUUGGUAUGCCAAGAAGUCCAUCACAUUCAGCAAAUACAAAUGAUCUGAAGCAGAUGUUGGGUUCUGCCAAAGUUCCAUGUGCUAAGAGGCAAACUGUUGAAUUAUUACAAGGCACCAAGAAUUCACACUUACAUAGUUCGGAUAGGUUGCUGUCUGAUUCCGAGAUGAGCCCAUCUGAGGGUCCUGUGACCGAUAAGAAAGCCCCAGGAAGUGAACGUGCAGCUGAAAGAGCUGCUGCUGCUCAACAAAAUUCUGAGAGGGUACGGCUUAAUUCGCAGUCCUCAUAUGCAAAUAUGCAGGCUUAUGAUUAUGAACAGAAGAAACUCUUGGCAACAAAAGCAAUGUUAAAGAAGCCAGUUGUGACAGAAGUUAGAACCCCAACAAAUACUUGGAGUGGACUAGGUUUCUCUAAAUCUAUGCCAGCUGAAACCAUAAAAGAACUAAGGCGUGCCAAUCAUGUUUCAUACAAGCCCACAAUGAGCACAACAUAUGAGACACCUAUGUCGCUAUCCCGGUCAAAUAGCCGAGAGCAGUUGGGAAAUGGCAGUGAGUCUGAAAACUGGAGGGAGAGAAAUGGGAUGGAUUCAUCUCAUAAUGAUUACACCUCAUCCAUCGGAAGCCCCAAACGAAAGCAAAACAAAUCUGCAGAACACUAUCUUAGCAGCAGUAAUUACAUGGACUGCAUCUCCUCGCUAACUGGAAGCAACGGCUGUAAUCUAAAUAGUUCAUUCAAAGGUUCAGACUUGCCUGAAUUGUUUAGCAAACUUGGCCUUGGGAAAUACACAGACAUCUUCCAACAGCAAGAGAUUGACCUUCAAACAUUCCUUACACUGACUGAUCAAGAUUUAAAGGAGCUUGGAAUUACCACAUUUGGCGCUAGACGGAAGAUGUUGCUUGCUAUAUCAGAACUGAAUAAAAACCGAAGAAAGCUUUUUGAGCCAACCAAUAUACGUUCCUCUUUCUUGGAGGGUGGGGCUAGUGGAAGACUGCCACGUCAGUAUCACUCAGACAUUGCCAGUGUCAGCGGUCGCUGGUAGCAGCCAGCACAAACACUUGAUCAUAAGCGCUGAGAACCAUGGCUGACCUGUGGACAUGCAUUACUGCAUCAUCAGCACUUUAUGGCCAAGGUACCACGGACCAAAGCAAACAUGUCCACACAAGUACUUCUUCCUUAAAAUACUUGUGUUGUCAUUCUGAACACCAAAUGUGGAUUGUGUAUGCCUGUGUUGACUGGACCGAAUUGCAAUUGCAAAAAAUAAUUAUGAUUUUAUGUUUUAGUAUUUUAUUAUGUAUAACUAUAAUGUAUGCACUGAAAUUUUUACUUUUAAUGAAUGAAGAAUUAAUCUCUCCGAUAUCAGAGGGCAUGACUAAAUGGAUUUUAUUGUGAAGGAAUUUUUCUGGUACUCAAUAAUCGAGAUAUUUCUGCACUUUACACGCUCCUAACAUGAAAUGUAAUGUUCUCCAAUUUCCAUGUAAAACACAAUUUAUUGACACUAAUUAAUCAUAGCCCCUUUUCGAGCAACCACAAUUACAUCAUCCCUGUAUUGUAAGGUAUUUUAACUAUGCAGAGUUUAUGCUAGAAACUGGGAACCGUUUUACAAAGAAUAUUUUUGUUGCUGGUAGAUGAAGUUUUAGAUAUUUUUUUUUUUCUCUCUUCUGUUAUUUUAUGAACGCUUACAAUGAAAAAAACUUCACUGUAACAGAUGAAAUGACCAGUGCGGGCUUUGUAGUUAGUAUUCUUUUGCACUCAACACCAAGGCAGAUUUAGUAGAAACAUAGUCAACAUUCUAAAGGCUAAUUACAUAUGUUUAUAGAAUGUCAGUCUCUCCUCCCUCUAAAACCUAGAUUUAUCGAUGAUGGUAUGAAAAUCUGUUAUUGACCGAACAUCUGAUACCGUUUUUUUUUGCAUUAUGAACAUAGGUCUAUAGAAAUAUGUUAAGACAGAAGGUGCUUUUCCUUACAAAAACUCGGACCUACUCUGUCUCCUGUAUAUUUAAAAGACAAAUUUAUAGGUACAGAACCAGAGUAAUUUGUUACACCAUGUUUCCCCUUGGAUGUCAUAGAGGUGAGAUAUAGGCAAAGCUGUUGCUGAGUAUUGCUUACCAAUUUGGCUCUGAUAUGGCUAGCUAAUGUUACAAGACUUGCCUACAUUAGUUUUAUUAGUCUCUAAUUAAUUUACUAUACUGUGAAAAUUCCAAAGCAUCAAACAUUCUAACGACAUGUAAUGUGUUUCUGCAAUGCUGAGCGAAGUCUUAAAUAAGACAAUGUUCUCUUGAUAUGUUAGGGUACGGUUCUGUUUCUAGCAUUUUGUUUUUUCCAUAAGGAAUGAAAAUUGCUUGUUCGGAAAUGUAGAUCUGAGGUCUUUCUACCUGAGAGAACCUUUCAAGCAAUAACACCUAGUUUGUUUAGCUACACCCAAGUGAGCCAUUUCACCCAAAACAUAAACCCUCUGUUAAAUGGCAGCCAAGGGCUCGAAAACACAGCAUGUAGUGAAUUCCUCUGAUAAAUCAUUUCUUAGUAAACUUGCUACACAGACAUUUUCACACACACACGUUGAUACAUUUUUUUUCUUUAUUGACUGCAUGGAAUCAUUCUAAGGGCAUAAACAAUGCAACAAACAAAUAUCAAUAUGGGUUUCUAUUAAGGCACUAUUUAAUUGUGGUUUGGGGAAACUUUCUACACUACUUUUUGGUGAACCACUUCCUGUAUAAGACUGUGGUGUUGAGGGCUUGUAAGCAUUUUAUACCACAUGGACUACUUAUUUGAACAAUCCCACAUUUUUUAUAGAAUACACAUGGGUAUUGCAACAUUUUAUAUAUUUCUCAGCAUAGUGUUUACCUUUGCUUUGGUUUAACUUCUAUUUGAAUGUUUUCUUGAGUUUUAAAUGACUGGGUGUGGCGUGGGGUAAAGUUAUAUUUGUUUAUUAAAUCUCCCUAACGAUACCGCAGUAUUCAGUAAGGGUCUUGUAUGAAUACACAGAUGCACAUAGAUACACACAGAUACUGGAGAAUCCUUCUCUCACGUUUUAAUCUUGUUAGUGAAACAUGAUGUUACAGGUGAAGGUGUCGCGGAGUGCUGCCUUAUGCACAAUGUGUUUAAGUUGUUUAAUCCCAAUAUUUGUUACUUUUAUGUUGUGCCUUGAGAGUGACAAGAUAUCUGUAAAUGUAGAGCAGAUACAGAUUAUAUUUCAGUGGGGGGGGUUUGAUGACUUUAUAUAUAUAUAUAUUAUUUUUUUUUACUUUUUGUUUUUUUAAUUAAAUGUGGCUUAAGACCAUUAAAAUGGAUUUUUAACUAAUCAUUUGUU